AUGUUGUUCAGCUCCGUGAUAACCUUGGCGACUGUUGCCAGUGCCCUUCCAGCGUUUAUCGACUUGGGGGCGGAAACAGUGUUCGUCGGCGACGACGCCAAUGAGGCCCGUCUUCUCAAACUUGGGCCUAACGAUUUCAAAAUUAGCACCGAAGUCGAAAAGCUUCACCUCAAACGCAAUGGGCAAAAUUUCAUCGAUGUAACUAAUCAAAUCAGUAUUGAUGAAGCCAUCGCACAAGGUUUGGUAGGGGAAAGAUCAGCCAGCUUCAACUUGCCUAAAAUUUGGGGAAAGCAAAUUAACGACAUCGCCCCUAUUCCCAAGUACAACUAUCCAAAGGCAGCUAACAACAAAAAGCGAGUCAAGAAAGUGUUCACACUAAUCGACAUGGAAACAGUCCGCAAGAACUUGGCUGAGCUUACAUCAUUCCGUACAAGAUACUACAAGUCUCUGGAAGGUAAAGACAGUGCUGAUUGGUUAUUCAAAAAAGUUGAGGAGAUAACUGCUCCUUUAGGAAAGAAUGUGCAUGUUCUGAAGGUGCAUCAUAACGGAUGGGGUCAGUACUCAAUCAUUGCUCUGAUUGUAGGGAAGAGUGACGAUAAGGUGGUGGUUGGCUCUCAUCAGGACCUGGCCAAUUUGAUUUUCCCUACACUUAUGGCGGCUCCCGGAGCUGAUGAUGAUGGUUCUGGCACAGUGACGAUUUUAGAAGCUUUGCGGUUGUUAGUGCACGAGAUCAAAGUGAAGAAUCUUGAACUCGCCAACACUUUGGAAUUUCACUUUUAUCUGGCCGAAGAAGGUGGUUUGCUUGGUCUGAUUGACGUGUUUUCGAGAUACGCCAAAAAUAAGGAGACGGUAUUGGGUAUGUUGCAACAGGAUAUGACGGGAUACUCUCAAGGUAUGAAGGACGCAGGCGUCCCUGAACACAUGGGGCUUAUAACUGACUAUACCAAUGUUCAAUUGAAUAAUUUUAUCAAGUUGUUGAUUGAAACAUAUAAUCUGAUUCCUUACCGUGAAGAUAAAUGCGGUUACGCAUGUCUGGAUCACGCUCUGGCACUCGAGAAUGGUUAUCCUCUGUCAUUUGUUAUUGAGCUGGCCAAUGAGUAUACCAACAAAUACAUUCACAGUGUGAUGGAUACUUUGGAUCGUCUCGACUUUGAACAUAUGCGCGAACAUGUUCAAUUAACAAUCGCCUAUGCUAUUGAAUUGGCCACAGCUAAGAACCUUUAUUGA
Diutina rugosa is the source of this 1227-nucleotide messenger RNA. Its product is annotated as putative aminopeptidase. Gene Ontology annotation, molecular function: metalloexopeptidase activity. Gene Ontology annotation, biological process: proteolysis. The transcript has a single exon. The record is from RefSeq and is a predicted model, not a curated record. Bases 1 to 1227 code for a protein of 408 amino acids. NCBI's taxonomy places the organism in Eukaryota, Fungi, Ascomycota, Pichiomycetes, Serinales, Debaryomycetaceae.